Molecule: messenger RNA, 396 nt
Organism: Vicia faba (fava bean)
Lineage: Eukaryota; Viridiplantae; Streptophyta; Magnoliopsida; Fabales; Fabaceae
Source: the annotation of a GenBank genome assembly
AUGAAAAGGCCUUACACUCACAAUUUUGUUGGAGAAAUCAAAAGUAAGGUUCCUACAGCUCCAAAUCCAUUACAAUCGCUGGAAUCACCUCCCACCGUGAAAACGUCUAACAACUACAACUUUGUUCGUGAAAUAAAAAGAAAAGUUCCCACCGGUCCAAAUCCAGAACAAUCACCAGAGUCACCUCCCGCCAUGCAAAGGUCUUACGUUUACGACUUUAUUCACGAGAUAAAAAGAAAAGUUCCCUCUGGUCCAAAUCCAGAACAAUCACCAGAAUCACCUCCCGCCAUGAAAACUUCUUACAAGUACAACUUUAAUCCAAAAAUAAAAAGAAAUGUUCUCACAGAUCCAAAUUCAACUCAAUCACUUGAUUCGCCUCUUACCGUGAAGUCUUAG